AUGGGUACCGUCGAGCCUGAGACUGAAAAGGAACAAGUACCUCCGCCGCAAGAUGAUUUCCCGGAUGGUGGAAUUAAGGCAUGGGGAGUUGUUGUUGGGGCUUUUUCUGUGCUGUUUUGCACGUUUGGGUAUUUGAAUGCUUAUGGUGUAUAUCAAGAUUAUUACCAGAGCCACCAGCUGAGCCAUGAGUCGUCGUCUACUAUUUCAUGGAUUGGAUCGGUACAGGUAUUCUUUCUCUAUGCCGGGGGUGUGAUAGGAGGGCCGUUGUUCGACCGGAUAGGUGCCAUUAUCAUCUUCCCUCCAGCAUUGUUCCUCGUCUUCGCCGUGAUGAUGACAUCCCUCUGCAAAGAGUACUACCAAUUCAUGCUUGCCCAAGGGAUUCUAGGUGGUCUCUGCUGCGGCAUGAUGUUCGCGCCGGCCAUGGCUGCUGUUGGACAGUAUUUCCGGACCCGUCGAGCUCUGGCUAUGGGGAUAGCGGUUAGCGGAUCCUCGCUUGGUGGUGUGGUUUUCCCGAUUGCUUUAAACAAUUUGUUCCAGAUCCGCAAUAUCGCGUUUGGUUGGGGAGUGCGGAUCGUGGGAUUCAUCAUCCUAGCGCUUCUAGCGAUUGCAUGCGCCACGGUCCGAAGACGCUUUCCUCCCCGUAAGGGAAAUAUAUUGGUAUUAUCAGCCUUCCGUAACCCCAGUUACAUCUUAACAAUUGCCUCCCUCUUCUUCCUAAUCUGGGGCAUGUUCACCCCCUUCUUCUACAUCGAAACCUACGCGAUCUACCGCGGCAUGUCUCCCCGCCUAGCUUCCUACAUGCUCUCCAUUCUCAACGCCGCCUCCAUAAUCGGCCGCAUAAUCCCCGGCCUCCUCGCCGACCAAUUCGGCAACUUCACGCUCCUCUCCAUCUCCGGAGCCUGCACGGGAGUCCUCCUGCUCUGCUGGAUGGAGGUUAAAUCGAACGCCGCAAUUAUCGUGUUUGCAGCGCUAUAUGGGUUUUGUUCGGGAGCGAUUGUGUCGUUACUAUCGCCUUGUAUUGCGCAGAUCGCGCCGCAUCCGAGCUUGAUUGGGGCGUAUUUGGGGAUGGCGUUUUUGAUAGUGGGGGUUUCGGGGUUGACGGGGACGCCAAUUUGUGGGGCGCUUAUUGAUGGGUAUGGAUGGUGGGCUGCGAUGGUGUUUAGUGGGGUUGCUGUUUUUGUGGGGGCCGGGCUGGUGCUUGUUACGAAGUUGGCAUUGAGGCGUACGAAUUAG
This is a messenger RNA of Aspergillus ruber CBS 135680, 1233 nucleotides long. RefSeq names its product MCT family MFS transporter. The record is from RefSeq and is a predicted model, not a curated record. Lineage: Eukaryota; Fungi; Ascomycota; Eurotiomycetes; Eurotiales; Aspergillaceae. The transcript has 3 exons. The coding region runs from base 1 to 1233 and encodes 410 amino acids. Gene Ontology annotation, biological process: transmembrane transport. Gene Ontology annotation, molecular function: transmembrane transporter activity. Gene Ontology annotation, cellular component: fungal-type vacuole membrane.